AUGCGUGCCUUCAUUGUAUUAGCUUUGUUCGCCGUAGCGCGUGCUGAUGUUGGUGGCUACAACUACCCAUCUGCAGGCGGUUCCCUUGGCGGUUUGGGUGGCUCCCACGGCAGCGAUGGCGCUGCGCACUUGAGUGCACCCAUUGGCGGUCAUGGUGCUGGACCCGUGAGCAGUGGCGGUAUUGGUGAUUUCGGUAGCCCACUCAGUGCGCCUGUUGAUGCCGGUCACGCAGCACCAGCUCCGGCUGCACCUGAAUUCCAGAAGGAAUUCUUCACCUACACCGCACCAGAAGCUGACUUCGAUGAUGAUAAGUCUCUGGGUGAUUUGUCUGGCUCGUUGAAGAAGAACUUGCGUGUCGUCUUCAUUAAGGGACCCGAAAACAAUGGACUCUCAGAUGCUGCCCUCCAACUGGCUAAACACGCCGGUGAAGAGAGAACCGCCAUUUAUGUGUUGCAGAAACAAAACGACAUCUCUGGCUUGGCUCAGCAAUUGCAGAACCUCAACAGACAGAACACCAACAAACCCGAAGUGCACUUCGUUAAAUACCGCACACCCGAAGAUGCGGCUCACGCUCAACAUGCCAUCCAACAGCAAUACGACGAUUUGGGUGGAAAGUCCGUGUCGCAUGACGGUGGCUUGGCCCCAGUGCAUAACUAUGCUUCCCCAGCUGCACCUGCUGCACCCGUCGCUCCCUCCAACUCAUACAUUCCUCCCGCAGCACCCGUAGCCAAUGCUGCUCCAGUCGCUCCAGUUGCGCCAUCGAACUCGUACAUUCCACCUGCAGCACCAGCCAACACCUACAUUCCUCCCGCCAGCCAGCCACAGGCACCAAGCAACGCCUACUUGCCAAUCCUGAAGUUCUAAGGUGAUUGUUGACGUAAGCGACUUUUUGAGUUAUGGUCGUACAAAGUAACAGACAAA
Messenger RNA from Bactrocera neohumeralis, 921 nucleotides. RefSeq lists its product as uncharacterized. The coding region runs from base 1 to 864 and encodes 287 amino acids. NCBI's taxonomy places the organism in Eukaryota, Metazoa, Arthropoda, Insecta, Diptera, Tephritidae. The record is from RefSeq and is a predicted model, not a curated record. The transcript has 2 exons.